This is a messenger RNA of Anthostomella pinea, 678 nucleotides long. NCBI's taxonomy places the organism in Eukaryota, Fungi, Ascomycota, Sordariomycetes, Xylariales, Xylariaceae. The record is from the annotation of a GenBank genome assembly.
AUGUACGCCCGAAGCGCACUCACCCUCCUCCUCGCGGCCGCUGGCCUUUUUUCAUUCUCAGCGGCAGCCGCUUCCGACUCCGACCCGAAGCCCGCCGCCACAGCCGUGCGAAACACCGUCAAGCCGCGCCAGACAUCCGACAACCUGCUCGGCACGCUGAUCUCGGCGGCCAACGCGUUCAAGAUCCAGGCGUGCAUCCCGGGCGCGCUGCCGCUGGUGACCCAGCUGCCGCCGCUGCCCAAGGGCCUCGUCAACAACGACCUGCUGACGCAGGCGCUGAGCCAGACCACGCUGGCGCUGUCGGACGUUUGCGAUUUUUCCAUCACGGGCGCCGUGGGCGACGUUUACACGGCAUACCUGCCCACGUGGUACAGCUGGUACCGCGCGCACUCGGCCACUAUUGCGAAGAUCAUCACGGCGUGCCCGAGCGCGAGCGCGCUGGUUACUACUGUUGAGGCUUAUGAGAGCUGCGCGCAGGUGCCGAAGACUACUGCGACGGGUAGUGGUAGUGCUGCGACGGGCACCGAGACGGGGACGGCUACGGCUACCGGGGCUACGAAUACGGCAGAGACGUCGACCUCGACGACGGUUCAGGGCGCCGCGGCGCCGCAGGAGACUGGGUUCAUGGCUGCUGCUGCUGCUGCUGCGGGGCUCAUUGGCGCGAUAGCUGUGUUAUGA